Molecule: messenger RNA, 1501 nt
Organism: Hyposmocoma kahamanoa
Lineage: Eukaryota; Metazoa; Arthropoda; Insecta; Lepidoptera; Cosmopterigidae
Exons: 1
Coding region: 39-1436 (465 amino acids)
Source: RefSeq, a predicted model, not a curated record
ACUGGUUUGCUCAGCACUGGUUUUAAAAUUUUUGACAAAUGCAAAUCUUACGUCAAGAUGACAAUAUGGAAACUUCAUCGUACCUAUUUACGAGCAAGAGAAAAAAACUCAUAAAACCAUUGCAAAAAAUGGAAAGGCGAUCAAGUUCCGAUAGUAGCAUAUCUGCGGACAGCUUGGAACUGGGUCGAAGGAAAAAGGCAGUGGAAAAACAAAAACCUUCCGACGAAAACGUCGAAACGAUCCUUGUCCCGUUUUAUGAAAAUGAUGUGCUCAUAAAAGUACCAAAGUCCUAUAAGAAGAACCAAAAUGCUAAAAGUGAAAAACAGAAAAAAGAUACGCAGCCAAACUAUUUAGUAAAUAAAAACAAAAUAAAACGAGCUACUUACUUAGAGAUGUUCCGUAGACAGUUCUCACCUGUUCGAGCAAAAGAAUCUGCCUAUGAUGAAUGUGAAGUUAAUUCAUUAUUGCCUGAAUAUGGGGAUACGGAGAGAGAAAGUAUUGAAGAAGAACAUAAUGAUGAUAACAUUUCUGUAAAUGAUUACUAUAAUACAGAAUCGUACAACGAACUUUUUUAUGAGAAAAUUCUACAACAAGACGCUGCAGUUUAUCUUGAUAAUUCUUUAGAGCAAGCGUUACUUUUCAAAGCAGAUAUAAGAAGCAAGAGCUCUGAUGAUGCUGAUGAUAACAACUUGAAAGGUUUGUCUGAAGUAGAGCCAGUACGACGGCGCUCAAGAACAGCCACUGUACAGCCUGUACUGCAUGUUAAACUAACCGGUUUAGGCCCUGAUCUAGAGAAAAUAAAGCCUAGACUUGAAAGAGCUCGAAGUCUUCAAAGAUAUUCUGAGAAAGUGAGAAUGGAAAACCGUCUAAAAAUUUAUAAGGCUAAAGUUCAAGCCGAUGAGAAGAAAAACGAAGAGGAAGUCUCAUCUGCAAAGCGUUCCGUUAAUGUAGUAAAAGUUCGACAUGUUAGUCCUAGUUACUUAGUUAACAAAGGAGAAGAAAAAAAGAAUAUUUUGACUAGAAAAAUUUAUCAAAGUCAGUCCAAAUCUGCCAACGUACAUAAAAAUAGAAAUGAAUGUAAAGAAAAAGAAUAUGUAGAGGUUGACAGGACGCGUAAUAAGAUAGGUGAUAAUCUUAACAAAGAAAGGGUGAGCCGAGCGAAGAUUAACUUUAAAAAGGUACUUGACAAAAAUAGAGAGAAAGAUCUGAAACAAGCUGAAACCAAAGGACAAAGGUUCAAAGUGCUGUCAGGAAAGAAUGUACAGAGAGAUACUACAGAAGACAAGACAGCUGCCGUAAGCGUACCUCCUGUUCAGAUCAGUUUUCUGGUGAAUGUAGGUGGAGUUCGCCCUUCUAGCGCCCUCCGCAGACUUGAGGAAAAGCACCGCAUGUACCAAGAACGAGUGAAGGCAUUCAAGAACAACAAUAAUACAUAAUUUUGUACGCACAUGUUUUUUGUUUGUUAAAUGUUUUAUUUUAAUAAAUUUCCAAAAAAUUGAGC